AUGCUGCUGCCUGCUACAGCUCGACACUCAGGGAGGACAUUGUGGACUGCGUUGAAGAGGCUGUGUAGACCAUCGCCAGGCGGUUCUCUGGGGGUCUCUCUCGGGCUAUGCGUGUAUGGUAACGGUGUCACGUCUGGGAUGAAUUCAACACGCCUCUGCGCCUCUGUGGAUCUAAAUUAGCCAGGAAUAUGAGCAGAAGAAGAGGAUAAGUAAGCGCGGCGGCUGGCUUCCUGCAGGAUUUUUUGUCCAGGCUUUUUUUGUUUUUCCGUGGACAUGCUUGGUCUAUGGAGCAGAGCUGAGCGAAGCUAGCUGGCCGACUGUCCGGCUAGCGCACCAUUUCCAGGUUUUUGGAUGAUUGUUCAGCUGAAGAGCUGAUUUAUUUUGGAUCAGCGCUACCUCCCACCCCUUGGUAAAGGAGUCAGCAUGGGGGAGCCCAGCCUGGACGACGCCAAUGUCAAGGUGGCUGUUCGUGUACGGCCCAUGAACAGGAGAGAAAAGGAACUAAACACUAAAUGUGUUGUGGAGAUGAUAAAGAACCAGACCAUCCUCCAUCCAGCGGUGACUAACCUGGGCAAAGGAGACCCCAGGAGUCAGCCCAAGGUCUUUGCCUAUGAUUACUGUUUCUGGUCCAUGGAUGAGACGGAUAAGGAAAGAUUUGCCGGUCAGGAGGUGGUGUUCCAGUGCCUUGGGGAAAGUCUUCUCCACAAUGCCUUCCAGGGCUACAAUGCCUGUAUCUUUGCCUAUGGACAAACUGGUUCAGGAAAGUCGUACACCAUGAUGGGUUCAGUGGACCAGCCAGGGCUGAUUCCCCGGCUUUGCAGUGCUUUGUUUGAGCGAACCCAGAAGGAGCAGCGGGAGCAGGAGAGUUUCACCGUUGAAGUUUCUUACAUGGAGAUCUACAACGAAAAGGUCCGGGAUCUGCUGGAUCCCAAAGGGGGCAGACAAACUCUGAGAGUGAGGGAACAUAAAGUUUUGGGUCCCUAUGUGGAUGGCCUCUCUCGGCUAGCUGUGGCUAGCUACAAGGACAUUGAGUCUCUGAUGUCAGAGGGGAAUAAGUCUCGAACUGUCGCCGCAACCAACAUGAACGAGGAGAGCAGUCGAUCACACGCUGUAUUCAACAUCAUCCUCACACACACACUAAAAGAUUUGCAGUCUGGGACGAGUGGUGAGAAGGUGAGUCGGUUGAGUCUGGUAGACUUGGCUGGAAGCGAGCGAGCAGCAAAAACCGGAGCAGCAGGGGAACGGCUAAAGGAAGGAAGCAACAUUAACAAGUCUCUGACUACGCUGGGUCUGGUGAUCUCAGCGCUGGCUGAACAGGGAACCGCCAAGAACAAGAACAAGUUUGUUCCUUACAGAGACUCAGUCUUGACAUGGCUACUGAAGGACUGCCUGGGGGGAAACAGUCGCACAGCGAUGGUGGCAACCGUAAGUCCCGCAGCGGACAACUUUGAGGAGACGCUUUCGACACUGCGCUACGCCGACCGAGCAAAGAGCAUAGUCAACCACGCUGUUGUUAAUGAAGACCCCAAUGCUCGCAUCAUCAGAGAGCUCCGAGAGGAAGUAGAGAAACUACGUGUGCAACUGACCCAAGCAGAGUCUUUGAAAGCUCCAGAGCUGAAAGAUCGUCUGGAAGAGUCGGAGAAGUUGAUUCAAGAAAUGACCAUAACUUGGGAGGAUAAGCUUCGUAAAACUGAGGAGGUUGCACAGGAGCGUCAGAAGCAGUUGGAGAGUCUGGGUAUUUCUCUCCAGUCUUCAGGGAUUAAAGUUGGAGACGAUAAGAGCUUUCUCGUCAACCUUAACGCCGACCCUGCUCUCAAUGAACUGCUGGUGUACUACCUGAAGGAACACACAAAGGUGGGCUCUGCAGACUCUCAGGACAUCCAGCUGUGCGGGAUGGGUAUCCAGGCAGAGCACUGCAUCAUCGACAUCACAGCAGAUGCUGCUGUCAUGCUCAGCCCCCACCGCAACGCUCGGACAUGUGUAAAUGGUUCUCCAGUAACCAGCGCUCUGCAGCUUCACCAUGGUGACCGAAUUCUCUGGGGAAACAACCAUUUUUUUAGGAUCAACCUGCCUAAGCGACGCUCUCGUGCAGCAGAGGAUGAAGAUGGUGAGGGUGGUGUAAUGAAGAACAGUGGAAGCAGUGAGCAGCUGGAUGCAGACGGUGAUACUGCCAGCGAAGUGUCCAGUGAAGUCAGCUUUUCCUAUGAGUUCGCCCAGACGGAGGUCAUGAUGAAGGCUCUUGGCAACAACGACCCCAUGCAGGCAGUCCUACAGUCUCUUGAGAGGCAACACGAAGAGGAGAAGCGCUCCGCUCUGGAGCGACAAAGGCAGAUGUACGAGCAGGAGCUCCAGCAGCUACGCCGGAAGUUGAACCCGGACCGCCUGUCUACCGGCCAGUCUGGAGCGCCGGUGUCCGGCCAGCAAGGGCCAGGACAGCAGUCUCACUACCGCAGCCUUGAGAGACUCAGUACAGGAGGCAUGAGCCAUUCGACCAGUGCUCAGAGCAGAUUGAAGCAGUGGAAUGAGGACAGGGAGGCGGUGUUGGUGAGGAGUUUGCGGAGGUUACGGGAGCAGAUAGUGAGAGCAAACCUCUUGGUCCAAGAAGCCUGUUAUAUCGCAGAUGAACUGGAGCGGCACACCGAGUACAGGGUCACCCUGCAGAUCCCGUCAGACAACCUCAACGCAAACCGCAAGAGGGACGCUGUACUCAGUGAGCCAGCGAUUCAGGUUCGACGUCGGUGUCGAGGGAAGCAGAUCUGGAGUUUGGAGAAGAUGGAGAACCGUCUAGUGGACAUGAGGGAGCUGUACCAGGAGUGGCAGGACUACCAACUCCAUGACCAUGACAACCCUGUGAUGCGCUCAUAUUUCCGUCGAGCAGAUCCAUUCUUUGACGAGCAGGAAAACCACAGUCUGAUUGGAGUUGCCAAUGUCUUCCUCUCUUGUCUAUUCUACGAUGUUAAGCUGCAGUAUGCUGUUCCCAUCAUCAACCAGAAGGGGGAGGUGGCAGGGCGUCUUCAUGUGGAGGUAGUGAGGGUCGGAGGGGGUUUAGAGGACAACAUGGCUGGAGGAGAUGAACCUGACAACAAUCAAGAUGAAAUCCAGGAUCGUAAAUUAGUCUGCAUGAUUAAGAUCCUGCAAGCUACUGGUCUGCCACAGUACCUGUCCAACUUCGUCUUCUGUCAGUACUCAUUCUGGGACCAGACUGAGCCAAUCAUCGUGGCUCCUGAGGUAGACCCAUCGUCCUCAUCGCCCAGCACCAAGGACCCUCACUGCAUGGUGGUGUUUGACAGCUGCAAGGAGUUGGCGGUCUCCGUAUCAGAGGAUUUCAUCGAAUACUUGACCGAAGGGGCGGUCGCCAUUGAGGUGUAUGGACACAGACAGGCUGAUGCAGGCAGGAACCCUGCCCUGUGGGACCUCAGCAUCAUUCAAGCUAAAACACGCACACUACGAGACAGGUGGAGUGAGGUCACACGGCGUCUGGAGCUGUGGAUUCAAAUCCUGGAGAUUAACGAGAACGGAGAUUUUGUCCCAGUUGAAGUGGUUCCUGCUAGAGAUGUCCACACCGGAGGAAUAUUCCAACUUCGGCAGGGUCAGUCGAGGCGGAUCCAGGUGGACGUGCGUUCAGUUCAGGACUCGGGCACCAUGCCUCUGAUAGCAGAGAUUGUGCUUGCGGUGUCGGUGGGCUGUGUGGAGAUCAGGCCCACCACAACCAACCAGGAGGAAGAUGAGAUGGACAGUUAUCAGGAAGGAGAUCUGGAGCGUUUGCGACAUCAGUGGUUAGUUGCUCUCACCAAGAGACAAGAAUACCUUGACCAGCACCUGCAGAACCUGGUCAGCAAAGCAGAGAAAACAGAAGAUGACACGGAGAGGGAGUCUCAGUUGCUGGAGUGGCGCUUAACUCUGACAGAGGAGAGAAAUGCUGUCAUGGUGCCCUCUGCUGGCAGCGGCAUUCCUGGAGCACCUGCUGAAUGGGUUCCUCUGCCAGGCAUGGAGACUCAUAUUCCUGUCCUCUUCCUCAACCUCAAACCUGAUGACCUCAGCUCUCAAGACCAGUUUGAGGUCCCUGAAGCUGGAGGUUGGGAUGCCACCUUGAGUGGAGAGGAUGAGGACGAGUUAUUUGACCUGCAGAUUGUCAAACACUACGAUGGAGAGGUGAAGGCAGAGGCGUCGUGGGACUCCACCGUUCAUGAGUGUCCACAGCUCAGUCGUGGGGGAGCUUGGCCGGAGCAGCGGGUAUACCUGACAAUUCGAGUAGUGGUUCAACUGAGCCACCCCGCCGACAUGCAGCUAGUGCUGAGGAAGAGGAUCUGCGUCAACAUCAACCCCGGGCGCCAGGGUUUUGCCCAAAACUUACUCAGAAGGAUGUCCACCCGCAGCACCAUACCCGGCUGUGGGGUCACCUUCGAGGUGGUCUCUAACAUCCCUGGGGACGCCCCUGGUUCAGAGGACAGAGAGAUGCUGGCUCGGCUCGCCGCCAGCGCUCACAGCAGCCAGUCAGGCGAUGAUGAAGCCGCCAUUGAGAAAUACCUCCGCAGCGUCCUCAGUCUGGAGAACAUCCUCACUCUGGAUAGACUCAGACAGGAGGUGGCAGUGAAGGAGCAACUGGCUUCGAGAGGGAAAAGCAACAGAAGGAGUCUAAGUUCUCCAUCUGUCCACCGGCUGUCAGGAAGUAGACAGGACCUGUCCACAACCUGCCUGCUGGACGAUAAGGAUCGAUGGGAGAGCCAGCAGGACAUCUUUAUGCCCUCUCAAUAUCACCGCACGCUUCCCCGACCCGCCUCCUCCCCUUCCACCUACUCCACCUCCCCUUCUUCAUCCCCUACUCCCUUCGCCUCGAGCCCACAGCAGAACCAAGAACCAGAGCAAGGUCGUUCAGGACUUGCUGCCUCUUAUCUUUCAGUUAAGGCGCUGGUCCCUCAGAUGCCCAAACUGCUCAAGUCUCUGUUUCCAGCGCGAGACGACAAGAAGGAGCUGAGACCGUCGCCACACAGCCAGCAGCACAUGCCUCGUAUCAUGCCGCCAUCAGGAGGGGAGGACAACAAAGUGAAGUCUGAGACGGCUGCUAUUCUACGGCCCCCGACCAAAGACAAGCGGCCAGAGUUCCCAGAAGUCCCUCCUCUUCCUGUGCAUGACCCGCAUGACAUCACACCCCUCAGCCCCCUCAGCCAGUCGUCAAGUGGCUACUUCUCCAGUAGCGUUUCUACGGUUACCCUGUCCGACGUCCUCCAGCCCUCCUCCUCGUCCUCCUCCCUUCUGGCUGCUGAGGCUGCGUUACCCGCAAACCCCCAGCAGCAGAGCACUGACAGGAACGAUGUAAUGACCUCUCCUUCUCAGUGUGGCGUCAAGACGGCCACGGCCACCGCUCCUCCUCCCGCCACUUCCCACAGCUCAGCCAAUCACAACAAUGUGACCGCAGAAAACUCUUUCUCCAAACAGAAGCUGCUCAACUCAGGAGGAGGAGGCAGCGAAGGUUUUGAAAGGCUGGAGAUCUUUGUGGACGAUGAAGAGCGUAGCCAUGACGACGAGCUGCCCGAGUGGCUGACAGAAGGCGUGUAUGUUACAGUAGGGAGCAAUAAGGCGGGGACGGUGCGCUACGUGGGAACAACGCAGUUUGCUGAAGGAGUGUGGGUGGGGGUGGAGCUAGACACUCCUGUAGGCAAGAAUGACGGUUCAGUCGCAGGCCAUCGCUAUUUCCACUGUAAACUGGGUUAUGGGGUGCUGGUCCGCCCAGACCGGCUCUCCUGCCGCGAUCGCACUAGUCGGCGUACGGGAGAGUUCUCAUCUACGGCCCACGUCCCUGUCCUGCGAGGAGAAACCAUCGUUUCCCGCCGGGGGGAGAACCGCAAAUCCUGGAGCAGUUGAAACAGAGAAAACAAGGAGCUGGUUGGGAGAGAUGAACUCCCCACAGUCCUCCUCCUCCUCUCUUCUUCUUCCUCCUCCCAGCUAUGCAACUGGCUCACACAUCAGAACUGAUAUACUGCCUACCCUCUACUAGUUGGAAACUACACUCACUACAUCCGCUUGUGGUUAACGGAUGGAAAUAAAAUCUUUAUGAUAAAGACAGUAAAGAAACUAUUCAGAGCGAAUGCAAGCAAGUCAGUGACAGACUAUGCAGAGUAUAUAUAAGUCCAGAGAAGGACUAUUUAUCAUAACUACGGUAAGUGGAAAGAUGCUAAAUGAACAGCAGUCAGUGGGAAGACUGCUGAGAGUGAAUGGAAGUCGGCGCAGACAUCAUAUUGGGAGUGUCGGAGCUCUCCUGGGUUGUGGAUCGGAUGCCUCAGGGCUGCUUCCUACACACAGGGAUGCAAACUAGUCCCAGUUUACGCAGACGUGUUUUUUUUUUUUCAGCAUCUGUGAACCCUCUAAACUUCAAGAUUAUAAUUUAAAUGUGGAGGUUUAUUAUAGAGCAGCAUAACAAACACGUUUAUCAGCAUUAAAAAAAAUCAUUUUUUUCCAAUUGGGUGCAGGCAGAUGCUCUGAUUCGUCUCCACAUUUUCUUUCAUAAUGGAGAUCAUUCAUUGUGAGGAACUCUACUAAAAAUAUCAAGAACAAUGAAGCUGUGCUGAAAAGUGCUCCAACCUGAAAUCACAGCAGUUAAACUGACUCUGAUGUGUUUGCAUCCCUGCAUACGGGACACCCAAUCUGUUCGCCAGAUGUCCCAGAAUCCCCCUGCUCCUGCCGCCACUCCCCCUCCCCCCUGAACUCUGCAGGUCCAGUGUGCGGACCGACACUUCGGCUCAUCUCUUGAGACUCGUCUCUCCCUCCUGGACUCCCCAUUUCUUUAAAAAAAAAAAAAAAAGACAAAUCCUCCCAGAAUGUGCCUUCACCGCGGCUCGGUUUGCAUUCGUUCUCUUCAUAUUUAAUUUCUAUUAGCUGUGUUUGUGUUUAAGAGAAUGCCUUGUGCUAAGUGUGAGGUGAUCUCAGGGACUGCAGAGGGGGAAGGAGGGAGGGAAAGGACACGAAGGUGUGUGUGUGUGUGUGUGUGUGUGUGUG
Scomber japonicus (chub mackerel) is the source of this 6993-nucleotide messenger RNA. It is a transcript of the gene kif13ba, whose product is annotated as kinesin family member 13Ba. The coding region runs from base 424 to 5862 and encodes 1812 amino acids. The transcript has 39 exons. Gene Ontology annotation, biological process: microtubule-based movement; regulation of protein localization. The record is from RefSeq and is a predicted model, not a curated record. NCBI's taxonomy places the organism in Eukaryota, Metazoa, Chordata, Actinopteri, Scombriformes, Scombridae. Gene Ontology annotation, cellular component: adherens junction. Gene Ontology annotation, molecular function: ATP binding; microtubule motor activity; cell adhesion molecule binding.